Molecule: messenger RNA, 156 nt
Organism: Aspergillus fumigatus Af293
Lineage: Eukaryota; Fungi; Ascomycota; Eurotiomycetes; Eurotiales; Aspergillaceae
Exons: 2
Coding region: 1-156 (51 amino acids)
Source: RefSeq, a predicted model, not a curated record
AUGGGUUACAUGGGUGUAAAGCAAGGGUAUCUGCAGGGCCUAUCACUUAUCACAGCGGCAAAGCAAUCAGAUCCGUCGAAUAGCCUCCGCCAAUCCUCCGGCCUGGCCUUCCUUGACGGAUCAUAUAUCAUAGGGUGGGCGGCUAUUGCCAACUAG